AGCAACGGUGAAGAUGAAUAAUGAGUGAGGCAAUCCAAUGGUGAGAAAGGUGUCCGUGAAAGCAGAGACUUAUCGAGAAACAACGGCACAGAAGGUUCCACGUGGGAAGCAGAUAAAGGAAUAUUAAGCAGAGAGAUCCAACGGACACUGCUAGUGAAGGCAGAAGAAGAAGAUUCCUGGAUUGAUUGUGAAGAUGGCUGAGUCGGACAACGACUCGGGAGGGGCGCAGAACGCGGGAAACAGUGGAAACUUGAGCGAGUUGUCGCCUCGGGAACAGGACCGGUUUCUCCCCAUAGCGAACGUGAGCAGGAUCAUGAAGAAGGCCUUGCCGGCGAACGCGAAGAUCUCGAAGGACGCGAAGGAGACGGUGCAGGAAUGCGUGUCGGAGUUCAUCAGCUUCAUAACGGGUGAGGCGUCGGACAAGUGCCAGAGGGAGAAGCGCAAGACCAUCAACGGCGACGAUCUUCUCUGGGCCAUGACAACCCUGGGAUUCGAAGAGUACGUGGAGCCUCUGAAGAUUUACCUCCAGCGCUUCCGCGAGAUGGAGGGAGAGAAGACCGUGGCCGCCCGCGACUCUUCUAAGGACUCGGCCUCCGCCUCCUCCUAUCAUCAGGGACACGUGUACGGCUCCCCUGCCUACCAUCAUCAAGUGCCUGGGCCCACUUAUCCUGCCCCUGGUAGACCCAGAUGACGUGCUCCUCUAUUCGCCACUCCCUAGACUUUUUAUAUUAUAUUAUUUAAUUAAACUCUCUUCUCCACUCAACCUUUGCAAGAUCACUGGGUUGGUUAGUCUUGUUACUUGUUACUGUUUCUCUCUAUCAUACCUAUACUCACUCUUCCUCCUCAUCUAUUAUUUACAUCCAAUGCAAAUUCUCAAAUAUUCCUUUUUCUUCCCC
Glycine soja is the source of this 896-nucleotide messenger RNA. RefSeq names its product nuclear transcription factor Y subunit B-2-like. The coding region runs from base 194 to 691 and encodes 165 amino acids. The record is from RefSeq and is a predicted model, not a curated record. Gene Ontology annotation, biological process: regulation of transcription by RNA polymerase II. Lineage: Eukaryota; Viridiplantae; Streptophyta; Magnoliopsida; Fabales; Fabaceae. Gene Ontology annotation, cellular component: CCAAT-binding factor complex; nucleus. Gene Ontology annotation, molecular function: RNA polymerase II cis-regulatory region sequence-specific DNA binding; DNA-binding transcription activator activity, RNA polymerase II-specific; protein heterodimerization activity. The transcript has a single exon.